UCACCGGUCAAGGUUCAGGGUAAGCUUCCUAUCUUUCUAAGUUUGGGUUCGAAGCUGACAGAUUGAUUAGGGCCUGACCUCAGCUUUUCGGAAAUGAAAUUUCUUUCCAAUAAAGCACGAAAGGAGCGUGAAGCAGCAUGUAUUUAUCGAGGUAAGGAAAAAAAGGGAAGCGUAUAUUGGGAUUCACCGAAUCAAAACCCAAGAGCUUGUUCGUCAUUAUUGAAUACUGUCGAUGAACAGGCACAUCAUCAGGAGAGAGAUGCGCUUCCUCUUGAAACAUCAGUAUAUGAACAUGGCCAGAGGAGCGCCAUGCUUCAGGCUCACAAAGAUGGAAACGCUCAGCACCAAAAAAAGGGAAGUGAGGUUAUAUCUAAGACCGCCACAAUGUAUACAUGGCCUGAGAGUGUGCGUGAAAAUUCUGCAUUGGAUGGUGCGUACGAGAAGUGCACGGAACAGUUUCUCAGUGUCGACUUGGACGUCCAAGAUAAUAAUGAAGCGAUAGCAACAGUCAAAUCUACAAGAAAUUCCUGGAGCUUGGAAGAGGUGAAAUGCCUCCCUGAUCAGAGAAAACAGCUUUGGGAUCCAGAUGCCCAUAGCCCUGCUGUGCCGACAAACGCAAGCUUUCACUGGAGAUCCCAAGAACGCAAGCGACCUCAGUCUGUCGGAGAGGGGGAGCCUGCUCAGACCCCGACGAUGGUCAAAGAGUAUAAUAGCAAAGACAACACAGACAGUUAUGGAGCCAAUAGUAUUCCUGCCACGAAUCAUCCUGAUCCGGCAUCUGAGCCACCUGCACUUCUUAGGAGUAGUGGAGAUACAGACGGUGUGUCAAUGCACAUGUCGCAUAGGCAGCCUGCAUCGGCGUCACCACAAGCCAUUGACCAGGCAGACAUCAUUGAGCCACCUACGAGCGACUUUACACUUUAUCCCGGUACGUCGAGCUUCGUUAGCUCCUCGCUACAUAUCCAAAAGCCGACGUCUGUGAUGCAGUCCCACGACUCCCACGGAUUACAAGAAGCAAAAACAUCUACGGCAUCUGUAAUGAUUUCAGAUUAUGACAAGCCGCCGGCACAGUUUGCAAAUAGGGCAGCACCCUUGCCUGGAGGGGAUUGUGCCUUGAUAGAACAGACUUUAAGUGCGGCAUACGAUGUGAUUAUGCACCCAGAGCAGGACGCCUUGCACAAAUUUCCUAGGCACCGAACGGUAGACAAACCAAUAAGGGACGCUUCCUCUGGCGUAGGCGGCAAUGGAAGCAUAUUUCAGGUACCGGAAGAUUUCCAUGGCUUGCCAGACGAUUUAGCGCCAUACUGGUGCCCUGGGAUUGCAUCAGAAACAGGGAUUUUCUCGCAUGGUUCAUAUGAUUCUGCCCAGCCAAAGCGUUGCCCGGGCGUCUCCCAGCCAAAUCAUGCAGUCUAUCUGCAGUGUUUCACCGGACAAUUCCUGGAUGCUAGAUAUUCUGCAGGAGAAACCCAAAACGAGAGAAUGGCAGGGGCGGAGUCUAGACCGACCGCAGCCAUGGUCUCGGGUCUGCAGGAAGACCUUUUGGGUGGGCUUAAAGGGUUUUGGCGACAGCAGAAGUUGUAUUAGGGGUUUGCUCUUGGUGGGUUUUGACUAUGGUAUUUGCUUUCAUACUUGGGCUCUAUAUUGAAUACCGCAUUUUAUGCCUGGUAUUCUACCUAUGAUAUCUUGGUCAUAGACGUAUUUCUAUGGAAUAUUUACUAGCAAUUUCAGGUUUGAUGUACGCGCGGAUGCUAUUUCAUCAAUGAUGAGUGGACACUAUCCAUUCUCCAACAACGGCUGAGACACCGAGAUGACGAAACCAUUCUCAUGGAACAGAUAAACAAACCACAGACCCAAGGGAAUGGAUAAUAGUUCCACUGAUACGCCACUAGGCAUCCUUCCGGCCGAACGAACCCAACAAUACGGCAUGACACUGGUGGAAGUUUGCCGUUUGGACAACUGGCAGUCCCUGGCCCCAGCAAUCCGUUGCCUUCAGCCGACUGAUCGACAGCUCGUUAAUUUCGGCGUUCUUUGCUUUUUCUUUCGCCCGUUCGCCUGGAGCAUG
Molecule: messenger RNA, 2062 nt
Organism: Aspergillus pseudonomiae
Lineage: Eukaryota; Fungi; Ascomycota; Eurotiomycetes; Eurotiales; Aspergillaceae
Exons: 1
Coding region: 94-1584 (496 amino acids)
Source: RefSeq, a predicted model, not a curated record